AUGGAGUCCGCUGCCGCCAUGACCUCGCCACAAGGGGAGGAUGUCAAUGCCGUCGACACCAUGACCAUUGAAGCUGCUACUCCCGUUGGCAACAAUGAACGACCCCGUCGCAUCGCUAAGAAGCGUAAGUUGGCUGAGGUGGACGACAACGACCAAGAUGCCGACAACAACCAUGAUGCCGACAGCGACACCAUGGCCAUCGAAGCAGCUGCUCCCGUUAGCAACGAUGGACGACCGCGUCGCGCCUCCAGGAAGCGUAAGCUGGUUGAGCUGGCUGUGAAGCUUGUUUGCGCCUUCGCUGCCUCUGACUCAAGCAAAAAGACCAACAUGAAGGGUGUCAGAGCCCUUUACUCACUCUCCACUCCGGACAAUUUGCCUUCCGUGAAUGUUCUUUCCAAGCAAUACCGCACUAUCAAGGAGCGAUUUACGGGACUCAAAGACUAUUUCGACGGCACGAAGAGCUUGGAAGACCUUGUGAAGACUGUGGAGACAGCAGACGAGGAGAAGAGAAAACAGCUUGAGGCCACCAAGAAAGAGCUGUUGAAUGAGAAUCUGGAUCUCAAGAAGCAGAUUGAGGAGCUCACAAAGCAGCUUGCAGAGACCAAGGAUCGUGUCAAUGGCGACGAAGACAAUGAGAAGGCCGGUGUUGAGGAGACAUGA
Molecule: messenger RNA, 660 nt
Organism: Capronia coronata CBS 617.96
Lineage: Eukaryota; Fungi; Ascomycota; Eurotiomycetes; Chaetothyriales; Herpotrichiellaceae
Exons: 5
Coding region: 1-660 (219 amino acids)
Source: RefSeq, a predicted model, not a curated record